UGAUAAAGGGAAACAGCUCCCACCUGCACCAUUACAUUACUUCAAAAAAGAUGGUUCGCCUGUGUCCUGCCUCAGGUUUUUGACACUCCAAAGGAAGGUAUUUCUUGCCCAGGGUAGUCAAGAUGGAAAUCUAACGAUCUGGGACCUUGAGACUUGCAAGCAGAAAUUUUCUGUGGAGGCUCAUGGGUCUCCCUGUCAGGCAGUCUUGCAGCUGGAUGAAGGCCAGGUGCUCACACAGGGUAGAAAUGACUCCAUCUGCAUUUGGGACUUGGACCUGCCCAAGCCUGUCUCAACUUUCCCCUUCUUGCAUUAUGGCUUUUGCAAGGUAGUGCAAGUCGGCAACCUUGUGGCAUGCCCCGCUGAGCCCCCCUCAGCCGUCGCUCUACUGGACCCGCGCUCGGGUCGGGAUGGGGGCCGCCUCUCAGCGCCGCCCGAGCUCGGCACUGUGAUGCAGCUGUGCCCCCUGCCGGACGACACCCGCAGCCGCCUGGUGGCCGUGUACGAGUCCGGCGCGCUCCUGCUCUGGGAGCCGGGCGCCGCGGGGCCGGCGGCGCGGCUCCAGCUCACCAGCGACACGCCCAUGUGCGUGGACGUGGCUGCCGACGGCCGCGGCCUGGUCGGCACCUCCGGCAGCCGCGUGCCGACCUUCACCGUGACCGCCGACGGACUGGCAGCCGGACCGAGCUUCGAGCUCACGAACCCGGGCGCGGCGAGCGUGCGCGUACGCCGCGACGGCCGCGUCGCCGCGCUCGGCUGCUGGGAUCACCGGCUGCGCGUGAUCUCGUGGCGCAAGCUGCGCCUGCUCGCCGCGCUCGAGCACCACGGCAAGACGGUCGAGUGCGUGGAGUUCGCGCCGGCGCCGGUGCGCCUGUGGAAGGCCAACUCGCUGCUGGCCAGCGGCGGCGCUGACGGCACCGUGGCGCUGUGGAAGAUAUACGAUGACGCGUGACGCCUCGUGCCACGCGUUGUUCAGGAAGCUGUGAUACCCGUUCAAAGUGC
Messenger RNA from Pollicipes pollicipes, 999 nucleotides. Its product is annotated as guanine nucleotide-binding protein subunit beta-like protein 1. Gene Ontology annotation, molecular function: protein binding. Bases 449 to 949 code for a protein of 166 amino acids. The transcript has 3 exons. The record is from RefSeq and is a predicted model, not a curated record. Lineage: Eukaryota; Metazoa; Arthropoda; Thecostraca; Pollicipedomorpha; Pollicipedidae.